Encephalitozoon hellem ATCC 50504 is the source of this 1023-nucleotide messenger RNA. RefSeq names its product WD G-beta repeat domain-containing protein. The transcript has a single exon. The coding region runs from base 1 to 1023 and encodes 340 amino acids. Lineage: Eukaryota; Fungi; Microsporidia; Unikaryonidae. The record is from RefSeq and is a predicted model, not a curated record. Gene Ontology annotation, molecular function: protein binding.
AUGGCGGUGCAUCAUAAUUUGGAGGAUUACUCUGAGGAGAUUUCUGGAUUGUCGAAUGAGGAGUAUGAGGUUUACGAGCCACAAGUGGAUGACGAAGGCCUCGAGGUUUCCGAGGAUGCGUACAACGUGAUGGAGUACAUUUCGCUUGACUGGCCGGCGCAGAGCAUUGAUAUUAUGAGAGGAUUUACUAUUGUGCUUGGGACAAAUCCUUCUGAGGAAGGCACGCCUGGGAUGGUGAGCAUCGAUCUGUUUCCAACGGAUGGGAUGAAGAUGCCUGGAAAGAUGAAGAUUUCGAAAAGGAACAUAAAGGAGUCGUACAACAAGGUCAGGGUAAAUGGAGAGAUGGUGUAUUGCUUGUCUGAUAACAAGCUUGUGGUGCACAACUCUAAGUUUGAUGAGGUUUAUUGCAGGGAGGUUAGUCAAGGGCUUGGAUACGGGCUUUGCUUUGGAAAGUCUGGAUGCAUUUUCGGAACAAAAAGCGGAGAAAUAUCUGUAAAUGACUGGAGCUUCAACGAGACUGGCGUGAUGAGAAUUCACGAGGAUUCCAUUGAAGGACUCUGCCACCACGAGGGGAUGGUUUUUUCUGGAUCAUGUGACCAUAGCAUCAAGAUUACCGACAUCCGGUGCAACAAGAGCAUUUUCCAAGGGAAGUUUGGAUGUGACAUAAAUGCCGUGGACUUCAAUGGAGAGAAUAUCCUUGCAUUUGGAGAUGAUAACGGGGUGAUUCGGCUGAUGGAUAUCAGGAACCAUUCCGUAGAGGAGAUCAAUAGACACAAGACACCUAUAAGCUGUUUGAAGUGGAGGGAUUCCGACAUCCUUGCCUCUGGAAGUGACGAGCAGGUAUGUAUAUGGGACAUGUCUCUUGACCCAGACGAGGAUGAUGGGUACCUGCUAUUUGUUCACCAAGGACAGAAGUUCUACAAGGAUAUUGCAUUCUGCAGGGGAGAUAACAACUAUGUCGUUACGACCUCUAUAGAUGGACUCUGCGUCUUCUAUCCUAUUUCAUUUGAUACUGAAGAAUAA